AAGUCUUUCCUAAAAUUUCGACUGGUCUCCGAGUCCGAAGAUAAAGUUUGUGGUUUCGGCAAUUUCCGCCAGAAGCCGUAUGACAAGUAUCACUCAUUGGAUGAAUGUCCCUUUAUGAUUACAAAUCGAGGUGAUAAUAAAAAGCAAAUCUCCAAAAUAACAAUUAGAUGGACGACUCCUGAAUGUGGAUGUGUCAGAUUAAGCGCUGUUAUUAUCUCAGACGAUGAGGCCAGUCACUUUGCCAACGAUGACCAUUUAACAAAGAGAGUGUGUAUACAAGGUGAGCCCAAAAUACCAAAGAAAUCUGUCAAUCAUGUUGUACCGUCUCCGAUGACUGAUGAUGUCAACGACCCAGAUGUACAGAGUGAUGAAAAGGAAAUGAUUGGCCUUGAUGACGAGGAAUCACAUUAUGACGUGGAUGAUGAUGAGGAUGCAAUGGUUGACAAAACAGUUAAAACACAUUUAGACAAUGCAAAGGGUACGAUAAAAAGGACUGGCAAUGGCAACCCUGGUGGAAUGAGGAGAAAUAUAGAACGGGGUAUACAGGCAGUCAAAAGGGUCUUUAAACCAGUUAUGGGAAAAUUACAACCACACAGGGGACAAAGAAUGAGACAAGGACACAGACACCAUGAGAGAAGCAAAGACUGGAGUGAAAGAGUGGAGCACAUGUGUUCAAAGAUUAGAGAGGAAAGUGACAUAGAGAUGGGUACCUUAAAUCGAUGGGGAUGGAAAGUCAUGUGGCACCGUAUUGAACAGUUCUGGGCAAAGUUAGAUGGGGAUGAAGGGACAGACAUUGAAGAGAUAGCUCA
This is a messenger RNA of Owenia fusiformis, 809 nucleotides long. The record is from the annotation of a GenBank genome assembly. Lineage: Eukaryota; Metazoa; Annelida; Polychaeta; Sabellida; Oweniidae.